Microplitis demolitor is the source of this 2220-nucleotide messenger RNA. RefSeq lists its product as uncharacterized. Gene Ontology annotation, cellular component: chitin-based extracellular matrix. The transcript has 2 exons. Gene Ontology annotation, molecular function: structural constituent of chitin-based larval cuticle. The record is from RefSeq and is a predicted model, not a curated record. NCBI's taxonomy places the organism in Eukaryota, Metazoa, Arthropoda, Insecta, Hymenoptera, Braconidae. Bases 1 to 2220 code for a protein of 739 amino acids.
AUGACGCCAUGGCUAGUGGCGGUUUUUUGUUUGGUAACUGCAGGUUGUUUGAACGUUACCGAUCAACAAACAUCCGAAUCUCAAAAUGAACAAGUUGCGAUUCUUAAACAGCUUAGAAAAGUAAAUGAAGAUGGAUCUUAUACAUUUGGUUACGAAGCUGGAGAUGGUUCUUUCAAGGUAGAAACCCGCGACGUGCUCGGCAAUGUUAAGGGUACCUUUGGUUUUGUCGACGGAAACGGUGAAAUAAAACGAGUAACUUAUUCAUCAUCAAAUGGGACAGGGUUUAAAGCAACGACGGUCUCACCAUUGCAGGAACGUCCAUCAGUAGUCCAGACUAUUCCCCGUACGAACCGAAGUUCCAGUACCAGGAAACCCAGUCCGACAUUAGCCUACUCAACAUCAACUUCCACAGAGUCAUCAUCAACAUUAUCUACAUCAUCCACGUCAUCAACAUCAUCAACAAUAAAUUCAAAAUUAAACGUCGGGCCAACAACUGUUAGAAGCAGAAUCAAAACAACUCCAAUGCCAAGUUCUAGUAUCAACUCUACUGAAGCUGCACCAAAAACAGUUUUCGGUAACUAUUUAAAAAGCACUAAGCGCCCGCGUUCUUUUAUCAACAGCCAAAGAUCUCUACCGUCAUCAACAUCCAGCGAACAAGAAUCUCCAGAUAAUGGGGACGAAGAUUCACAAAUAAUUCGACCAACUGUCGAAGCAAAAGCUGCAACCCAACGUAAAAACUAUUUCACAAAACGUCCUAUUGAUCAUACGCUGCGUCCAAUAACAGAAGAAUUUGAUGAAAAAGAUGACGAGUCUAAAUCAGCAGUCACUGGAAAUAAUUUACGUCGCCAACUUCACGACGAAACGACAAUUAAAGUUGAAGAAUCUCGUGAAAGUAGCGACGAACAUUCGGAUGUUUAUCACAGCGGAUCGUUAUCAACUCCAAGACCACUUUUUACGACAACGAACAACCCGAAAAUAAUUCAACGAAUCAGAAUGGAACGGCCUAAAAUACUUUAUCAUAACCACAACAAUCAUCAUCAGCAAGUAAAGUCUUCAAAUGAAGAAAACUACGGACCCGCGCAAUUCGAUGAUUCAAAAUAUCAAAACACCAGAGUCUAUGAAGCAGAGAACAAAAUCGCUGAACAAGAACGCGAAGCUCCUGAGCAAUUUGUUUACCGGGUCCCGCAUUCUCGCGUACCCCAAAGAGACUACGCAAGAACUAUGGAGCCGCUUUACAUUCGAAGACAGCAGCAGAUUCUCAAAGACUUACCCCCGAAUCUUUUCGUUCCAUCUCCGAAUGAUGAAGAAGAUUACCAACCACCAGUUGAAAGGAUCUUGGCACGAUUGCAAGCGAGAGCUUAUCCCCGACCCAGUGAACAAGAAAACGUUGAUUACAUCGCAGAAGCUCCUGGCCAGCAGCCAAUGGAACCCGUGCAGCCUCAGCCGCCUCCACCGCCACCAGUUCCUGCACCAAAUCCAGCAAAUCAUCAAAAUUACAUCAACCCCCGGCAGUUCGCCAGAUUGAUUCGACCCUACGUUAUGGAUCACGAAGCGAGAUCUCGAGCUUACAUGAGACUUCAACCAGUUGACGAAAAAGAUUACAUGGACGGUUACUACCGGAAUGUUGUCUUACCACCGGAAGCGCCAAAUCCUAUCGCACCACCGCUGAGUCGUCGCGACUUCCAGCUUCUUCUCCGACGUUUACUUGUCAGUCAGUACGGGGUCCAGGCAUUGAGUCACCCGAGGACUUACUUAGACCACGCUCUAUAUGACGAACAGUCUUUUCCUUAUCAACGACCGCGGCUCAUGUACGAAGAACCGAUCCCGCAACCCAGACCUCGACUGAUUCCUGCAAUAGAUCCUUUAUACAACUCCUAUUAUCCUGAACAAAAUCCAGGCUAUCAAGAUCCACGAUACGCUAGAAGAGUUUACCGCCAGAAAUUUUAUGACCAGGAUGUCAAUGACCCAGAUGACCACAAUCAUGGAGAUGAAAUUUUACCCCCGCCUGUUAGAGAAGCGCUGCUGCUUCGGAUGUUGCAGUUAGCGAUAAAUAACCAGCGUUCGAUUACGCCAAAUACUAUUCUAAUGAGCACUACGCCAUCUAGCUCGAUGACGCCGGUAACAACUUCCGGUUAUAGGAAAUCCGGACCUGUUAGAAGUGUUCAAAUUAUUACUGAUGAUAAAUCUGAAGACAAAGAUGACACAAGAAAAAAAUUAUAA